Messenger RNA from Laccaria bicolor S238N-H82, 819 nucleotides. RefSeq lists its product as uncharacterized. The record is from RefSeq and is a predicted model, not a curated record. The transcript has 6 exons. NCBI's taxonomy places the organism in Eukaryota, Fungi, Basidiomycota, Agaricomycetes, Agaricales, Hydnangiaceae. Bases 1 to 819 code for a protein of 272 amino acids.
AUGGCUAAAGGUCACAAGAAACGUCAGCACUUAACAUCAAACUCUGAAGGUGCAAGUCCUUCCAAGGUCAAAAAUCAUGCUAAGAGCUUUAAGAAGCACAAGCACCAGCAGAUCCUUGACUCAGAUGACAACAUGGACGUUGAUGAUCAGAAUCGUGAUUCUGACUUGCGGUCCAAGGCUAAGAAACUAAAGCCUCCUGUUAAGGUCCACCCACUUGCAAAAAACCUGGUCGACCAUCGAAAACAGAUGAGAAGGCUAGAACUGACCCUAUUCCCGACGACCAGGACAACAGAGAGAGAUGGGUGGAAAUGUCUAGGGAAAACAGGAACAGCUGUUUUAUACAAGCUUUUCCAGGAUUGGGAGAAUGACUACUCACCUCAAGAGUAUAAAAUCUCCAGCAGACUUGUUUCCAUGCAAUUUUUUGGUCAUCCUUGCGAUCGGCCUAAAGAUAUAUGUGCUCGUCCAUUUAUUCUCAAUUGGACCACUGAAAAUCGCAAAGCUCCUUCAAAAUAUAAGGAUGAAUCUCGACCUAUCUUCUGUGUUGAGUAUCAAUGUCUUGGUGGAUGCAAUGCUGAAGCUCCAGAGUCAGAAGAAUCUGCAGCUGAAGAAGAUCAGGAUGAAGAUGUUAGCGAUGAGAAUGAGGAAAACAGAAGAGAAGCUAUGGGAGUUGAUCAGCAGAUUGAAAAGAAGGGAGUUGUGAAGAAGGCAAGCCAAAAAACUGGUAGUUGUCCCCAGAAAGUCAAGAUUCAUAUUGAGGUUUUGACUGAUGAUCUGUCAAACACUUAUGUUUGGCAACUGUUUGUGCACCACCAGACAUAA